Messenger RNA from Suillus clintonianus, 2565 nucleotides. RefSeq names its product Creatinase aminopeptidase. The coding region runs from base 1 to 2565 and encodes 854 amino acids. The transcript is spliced from 13 exons. NCBI's taxonomy places the organism in Eukaryota, Fungi, Basidiomycota, Agaricomycetes, Boletales, Suillaceae. Gene Ontology annotation, molecular function: metalloaminopeptidase activity. The record is from RefSeq and is a predicted model, not a curated record.
AUGCCGCCGCCGCCGCCGCCUCCUCCGCCGCCUCCACCGCCCAUGUGCUUUCCUUUCACGAAUCGCUCACGAACUCGCGAAGCCAGCCCUCUCAUAGUCCGUACAGACUCGGAAAAAUCGUCUACAUCCUCUCAUAGGUCCGACAACCGUUCCAAUCAUUCUCUGAGGUCCGACGACAAUUCCUAUCGUUCGUCUCCGAGGCCCGACAACGUUUCCAAUCGUUCGAAACGAUCAUAUAAUUCCACAGGCUCCCAGAAUAAGCUCGUCCGCUCCGGGUCCUACUCCACCACUCGGACCCUCGCGUCAGACGUGGAGAAGCUAUCAUUUGAUUCGGAUUCAGAAGUUUACGACGUCCCUACACUUGCUAACGAGAGCCGCACCAAAUUCUCCCAACUCUCCCGCAAUGACAGCAAGUCUGCUCUGACGAGGGUUGAUUCGAAGAAAUCCGCGAAAUGGGGAUAUGGGUGGGGAUUGGGAAAAGUCAAGGAGAGGGAGAGAGAGAUGUUGGAACGAUCACCCUCUGUUGACUCAGAAAGACCUCCACUUUACAAAUCGCCGACUCGUACCUCCUCCAGGUCUAGCAGCAGCAAACGCUCACCCUUCUACUCGAAUGAUUCUGCGAGCACACUUGUCGGGUCUGCUCUUGACCGCAAGAUUAAUGACGUCGAAUCCAUCAAGGAGAAAGUGGACACGACAGACAGAUUGGAUGACAUCAGGAAGUUGAUGGCAAAGGAGAAACUCGAUUACUACGUCGUCCCCAGCGAGGACCCCCACCAAUCCGAGUACGUCGCAGCCGGCGACAAACGUAGGUCAUGGAUCUCUGGCUUUACUGGAAGUGCAGGCCAAGCUAUUGUCUCGAAGACGGCCGCUUAUUUAGUGACCGACUCGCGCUACUGGUUGCAAGCUCGCGAUGAACUUGACUUAAACUGGCACUUGAUAACUGCCGGGGCCGUGGAUGGCCCCAAAGAUUGGAUCGAUUGGUUGGUUGAUCGUGCCAAGGAUGCAAAGAUUGGUAUAGACGCGCGCAUGAUCUCCCAUGAGAAGGCUACCUCAUUGACCACACAACUCAACAACAAGAACUCGAAGCUCAUCUACCCUCCCCAGAAUUUUAUUGACAUGGUUUGGAAAGAAAAGCCUCUGCGAUCCAAGGAACCUGUUUUUAUCCAGUCUUUCGAGUUCACGGGCAGAGAAGCCAGCACAAAAAUUGCAGAGGUCCGCUCUUGGAUCCAGGCACAACCUCCGGCCGUCCCUUCAUACUCCAAAGCAACUCCGACUCCUGCCCAGAUGCAUAUCGGCACCCUGAUUACUUCUUUAUCCUCGAUUGCUUGGCUUCUAAACCUGCGUGGCUCCGAUAUCCCCUUCAAUCCUCUGUUCUACGCCUAUCUGUUUAUUUCUCUGGAUAGGGUUGUCCUAUUCUUAGAUUCCGUCAAGCUUACUGAUGAAGUGGAGGAUCACCUACGUGCCCUCAACAUCGAGCGAAAGGAGUAUAAUGACAUUUGGGCCUUCCUCCGCCGGCGAGAAUGGGGCGAGGGCAAAGUCCUUAUCUGUCCAGAGACUUCCUACGCGAUCUCCUUGAUGCUGACGCACUUCCGCUAUACCGUCGUGCCAUCCUUCAUUGACGAUAUCAAGGCCAUCAAGAAUGAUGUGGAACUUGAAGGCUUGAGGCGUGCCUACCUUCGCGAUGGUGCUGCAUAUGUUAGAUGGCUUGCAUGGCUGGAGCACAAGAUCCAACAAGGAUAUGACAUUACCGAGUAUGAAGCAGCAUGGCGUCUCACAGAGUACAGGAGGCAAAACAAGCACUACUGGGGUCUCGCGUACGAGAAUAUCUCUGCCAGCGGGCCUAACGCGGCUCUUCCCCACUAUUCACCUACGAAAUCCGGCGCCCGAAUGAUUGACCGAAAUACUCCUUACCUUAAUGAUUCUGGAGGUCAAUACCGUGAUGGCACAUGUGACACAACACGCACAGUUCAUUUUGGAAGGCCAUCAGUAGACCAAUCAGAGGCAUACACCCGCGUUUUGCAGGGUCACAUUGCCAUCGAUAGCGCUGUAUUCCCGCAGGGCACCACCGGUUCCCAACUUGACGUUCUCGCUCGACGUGCACUAUGGAAGGACGGUCUUAAUUACAUGCACGGCACAGGCCACGGAUUUGGCUCGUUCUUGAACGUACAUGAAGGUCCACACGGAUUCUCCAGCAGUGUUCCUCUCGUUCCUGGACACGUCAUAACAAACGAGCCCGGUUUCUAUCUUGACGGCCACUGGGGAAUGCGCAUUGAAUCUGCGCUGGCUAUUCGCAGAGUCAAGACGAAAGGCGAAUUUAACGGCGACAUCUGGCUUGGGUUUGAACGCCUCACGUGUGUUCCGAUCCAAACGCGGAUGGUCAAAGAAACUAUGCUUACCAAGGAAGAAAAACAGUGGUUGAAAGAUCACAACAAGAAGUGCCUGGAGAGACUCGAACCACACCUUAAGAAUGAUAAGCGUGCUCUCAAGUGGCUGAAACGCGAAUCUGAUAGAGGUAUUGGUAUCGCUGCUCCUGGCCCAGGGGGAAUUACCAUUGAUUGGGACUAA